This is a messenger RNA of Lachancea mirantina, 552 nucleotides long. Lineage: Eukaryota; Fungi; Ascomycota; Saccharomycetes; Saccharomycetales; Saccharomycetaceae. The record is from the annotation of a GenBank genome assembly.
AUGAGCACCACUAAAGUCGGACAUAAGAGCAAGCUCUCGGACCUUAUACACUACCGGAUACGUGCGAUCACGGUCGAUGGACGCGCGUUUGUUGGAGAGCUCAUGGCGUUCGACGCGCACAUGAACCUAGUUCUCGCAGAGUGCGUUGAACAUCGGAUCCCGGAGGCCCAAAUGCAGGAUUUGAAGCGGCAAAAUGGAUCCAAGGAGAAAAAAGAGGCCUACAGUCCCAGACUCGAGACGCGGCCGCUGGGACUCGUGGUGUUGCGAGGCGAGCAGGUGCUCACUACUGUCGUAGAAAGUGCGCCCGCGAUGACCAAGAAACAACGUGCUCUUGCGGGCGAGAGAAACAGAGCCCAGCUGGCCAAACACAAGCGAAAGGGUAAAGGUGUGGUACGUGCCGGUGUGGCGUCGUCUUCGACACUGUCGAAGACGGCGCCUAGGACGCCGGCGGGAGCGAAUCCGCCGGGGACCGACGGUUUUCAACAAGGACCUGCCCACCAACAGCGACAGCCACGUCCUUUUCAGCCUCCACCGGGGUUCCGCAGACGGUGA